Messenger RNA from Dracunculus medinensis (Guinea worm), 1128 nucleotides. The record is from the annotation of a GenBank genome assembly. Lineage: Eukaryota; Metazoa; Nematoda; Chromadorea; Rhabditida; Dracunculidae.
AUGACAUGCUUCUGUAGAAAUAAGUUAUAUGGGUCGAAAGAUAGUUUUCGAGUUAAAAAGGUACUCAUCGCUGCAAAAAUUGCAAAUAUCGAUUUGACAUUAACAGAAGAAAAGCCGCCACACAAUAAAUUCCCGAUUGGCACGACACCGGCAUAUGAAGAUGGAGAUGUACUUCUGUUCGGCGCGGAAUCGAUUGCGCUUCAUUUAUUAGGGAACAAGCUAGGGCAAUGGUUACAGUGGGCAGAAGGUUCAUUGCUUCCGAAUGUUUUGGGCUACGUGUUACCUAGCAUUUCAGUGGUGCAGAUAGCUCCAAAGGUAGUUGAAGCGACAAGGAACGAACUUUUUGCUCAGCUAAAAUGUCUCGACGAAUUCUUGCUUACAAGAACCUUUUUAAGUGGUGAGCGCCUAUCUUUAGCUGAUAUCACAGUUGCUCUUGAUCUUUUGUGUGCAUUCGAACAUGUCUUGGAUGGGGAGAGUCGAGCAAAUCUCAAAAAUGUUACUCGCUGGUUUAAUACUAUCGUCAAUCAGCCGAAAAUAAGAGACGUUGUAGGACAAGUGCAUUUCGCAGAACAUGUUGAGAAGUUCAACAUGGCGAAAUUUAAAGAGCUGUCAGCUAAAUAUCGUUUUGUCUUGUUGUCUUUUUUUCACCUUUUAAACUUCAUUUUUACUUUUUUUAGUACCUUUGUAAUGGAUGCUUUCAAACGAGUGUACUCGAAUGAAGAUACAGCCACCAAGGCAAUUCCAUAUUUCUGGGAGAACUUUGAUGCAGAGAAUUAUUCAAUUUGGUUUUGCGAAUAUAAAUAUCCAGAAGAAUUAACUUUAACAUUCAUGAGUUGCAAUCUCAUUAGUGGUAUGUUUCAAAGAUUGGAAAAACUGAAGAAGAAUGCUUUCGCAUCCAUGUGCCUUUUUGGGUCCGACAAUAAUUCAACAAUUUCUGGCGUAUGGGUUUGGCGUGGCCAUGAAUUAGCUUUUACAUUAAGCCCUGAUUGGCAGGUUGAUUAUGAGAGUUACGAUUGGAAAAAGUUGGAUCCAGCGGAUGAAAAAACGAAGAAGUUAGUAAACGAGUAUUUGCUGUGGGAGGGAGAAUUCGGUGGCAGAAAGUUUAACCAGGGCAAAAUAUUUAAGUGA